UGGCCCUACCGGCUGCCCGUCACGGCUGCCACUGCAGAGGCCGGGACGCCCGCCCCCGGAGCCGUAGGCCGGCUGGGGGCAAACUAGUUUGAGCUGCCCGGAGCCUGCGGCCGGCGCGGGCCGGGGCAGCCGGAGCGGGCGCGCCGGCAGAGGGCGCCCUCGAGGCCGCGCCGCCGGCCGCCUCCAUCUCGUUGCGGCCUUCAGAGGACCAGCCGUCUGCAGCCUUGAGGAGCGAGGCCUGCCUGAGAUGAGUAAGCUGAGGCCCCAGGAAGUUGUGCCGCUGGGUUAGGGUGCCACGGCGGCUCCGAAGCCGACCUCGGCGCAGAAGCCUGGCUCCUGGCUGCCUGAGGAUCGCCCUCCCGAAGGAAGAGGUUUGCUCUUGAACUCUUCACUAAAAUGGAGUCAAGUAAAAAGGUGGACUCCCCUUGCGCCAUGCAGGCCAACCCCCCGCUAAAGCAUCACCCUGACCGCGGCCCUGGGACGGCUGUGUUUGUGCCCGAGCAAGGAGGCUACAAGGAGAAGUUUGUGAAGCCUGUGGAAGACAAAUACAAGUGUGAGAAGUGCCGCCAGGUGCUGUGCAACCCGAAGCAGACUGAGUGUGGGCACCGGUUCUGUGAGAGCUGCAUGGCUAACGUGCUGAGCUCUCCAAGUCCAAAAUGCACCGCGUGUCAAGAAAGCAUCGCCAAGGACAAGGUGUUUAAAGACAAUUGCUGCAAGAGAGAGAUUCUGGCCCUUCAGAUCUGUUGUCGAAAUGAAAGCAGAGGCUGUGCAGAGCAGCUAACACUGGGGCACCUGCUGGUACAUUUAAAGAAUGUCUGUCAGUUUGAGGAGCUUCCCUGUGUUCGCCCCGAUUGCAAAGAGAAGGUGUUGCGAAAGGAUCUGCGCGACCACGUGGAGAAGACCUGCAAAUACCGCGAGGCCACGUGCGGCCACUGCAAAAGCCAGGUCCCCAUGGUCACCCUGCAGAAACAUGAAGACACCGAGUGUCCCUGCGUGGUGGUGUCUUGCCCUCACAAGUGUGGCGUGCAGACCCUGUUGAGGAGCGAGUUGAGUGCACACUUGUCAGAGUGUGUCAAUGCCCCCAGCACCUGUAGCUUUAAGCGCUAUGGCUGCGUUUUUCAGGGGACGAACCAGCAGAUCAAGGCCCACGAGGCCAGCUCGGCGGUGCAGCAUGUCAACCUGCUCAAGGAGUGGAGCAGCUCCCUGGAGAAGAAGGUCUCCUUGCUGCAGAAUGAGAGUGUGGAGAAGAACAAGAGCAUCCAGAGCCUGCACAACCAGAUCUGCAGCUUCGAAAUCGAGAUUGAAAGACAGAAGGAGAUGCUUCGGAACAACGAGUCCAAAAUACUCCAUUUGCAGCGAGUAAUAGACAGCCAAGCGGAGAAGCUGAAGGAGCUGGACAAGGAGAUCCGCCCCUUCCGGCAGAACUGGGAGGAAGCAGACAGCAUGAAGAGCAGCGUGGAGUCGCUCCAGAACCGCGUGAGCGAGCUGGAAAGCGUGGACAAGUGUGCCGGGCAGGCAGCUCGCAACACAGGCCUGCUGGAAUCCCAGCUGAGCCGGCAUGACCAGAUGUUGAGCGUUCACGACAUCCGCCUGGCGGACAUGGACCUGCGCUUCCAGGUCCUGGAGACCGCCAGCUACAACGGCGUGCUGAUCUGGAAGAUCCGGGAUUACAAGCGGCGGAAGCAGGAGGCCGUGAUGGGGAAGACCUUGUCCCUUUACAGCCAGCCUUUCUACACGGGCUACUUUGGCUACAAGAUGUGUGCCAGGGUCUACCUGAAUGGGGACGGCAUGGGCAAGGGGACGCACCUGUCCCUGUUCUUUGUCAUCAUGCGUGGAGAGUAUGAUGCCCUGCUGCCUUGGCCGUUCAAGCAGAAAGUGACGCUCAUGUUGAUGGAUCAGGGGUCUUCCCGGCGUCAUCUGGGAGACGCCUUCAAGCCAGACCCCAACAGCAGCAGCUUCAAGAAGCCCACCGGCGAGAUGAACAUCGCCUCCGGCUGCCCCGUCUUCGUGGCCCAGACGGUCCUGGAAAACGGAACGUAUAUUAAAGAUGAUACAAUCUUUAUUAAAGUCAUAGUGGAUACUUCAGAUCUGCCCGACCCCUGACGGGUUGCUGGGAGGUGGAGUUGGCAGAAGGUAACUCCUCUGGGGGGGUGAGCCAGUCUGUCUUCACUGAGGUCCUCGCGCUCAGAACGGGACCUUGCGGAGGACGAGAGGCGGCGGCGGCGGGCAGGCGUGCGGCCGGCGGGAGGAGCCACUGCGAGACCACCCGGACGCGUUUCCUACGGACUAGCAACAUUCACUCUGAGGAAGUAUUUAUCCUUUGCCAAGAUAAAUCUUGCUGUCAGAGAAGAGUUUCAUUUUCAUUUUAAAGAUCUAGUUAACUAAGGUGGAAAACAUAUAUGCUAAACAAACACGUGGUUUUUUUCCUUCCUUAAACUUGCACACCGAAAACAUACAGACACACACACGUGGGGACAGCUGGACACCUCAGCAUGUUAAAUGAAAGGAAAGUUUAUGAAAUAAUAAUGCAAUUCUGAUAUAUUCGUUCUAAAAUUCAAGAGCUCAAUCUUGUUUCAAAUAUAGUAUAUAUUGUCUAUUUUUAAGGCCUCAUCUGGUCUCUGUUUUAAUAAUUUGUUUGUCAGAAGACCCUGAAGUACACCUUCAUCUUUUUUGGAAAUCUCUAAAUUCAGAAUCAUUUUUUUAUUUAAAGUUCUACAAAUAAUUGUUACUGCAAACAUUUUAUUUUAAAAACGUUGAUAGACUGAUAUUUCUUGGAAGAAAAUGUAAAAUAUCAGACACUGGUUAUCACUUGUGAUAGGAAAGAGGAUUCUCAACCUGCUGUUAUUUCUCGUGAGAAAUGUACCUUCCAACCCUG
Ochotona princeps (American pika) is the source of this 2875-nucleotide messenger RNA. RefSeq names its product TNF receptor associated factor 3 (gene TRAF3). Gene Ontology annotation, molecular function: zinc ion binding; tumor necrosis factor receptor binding. The coding region runs from base 397 to 2103 and encodes 568 amino acids. NCBI's taxonomy places the organism in Eukaryota, Metazoa, Chordata, Mammalia, Lagomorpha, Ochotonidae. Gene Ontology annotation, biological process: positive regulation of JNK cascade; tumor necrosis factor-mediated signaling pathway; innate immune response. The transcript is spliced from 12 exons. Gene Ontology annotation, cellular component: plasma membrane signaling receptor complex. The record is from RefSeq and is a predicted model, not a curated record.